AUGAAUCAGCCAGCACCGAGUGUCAUUGCCACAGACACGACUUCGAACAAAUUAGUUGGCUAUGCAUUGGCAAGCUUACCUGAAAUUGCGGUAGAACUGCCAGACAUUGCUAAACUUAUUUUGUUAAUCAACACUCUAGACUACAAAGGUAAACCUCUUCGCGAUAACACCUAUUACAUACUUGGUCAAAUAUGUGUAGCCGAUGGGUAUCGAGGGCAAAUGGUCUUUGAUGGAAUGUUACAAAAACAUCGCGAGUUGUAUAGCGAUCGUUAUGAAAUGAUGAUUACGUGUAUCUCAAAUAAGAAUGUUCGGUCACUUCGUGCUCAUGCUAGAGUCGGUUUCGAAACAAUAUAUACUUUCAAUGAUUUGCGUUCCGGUGAUACAUGGCACGCAGUACUAUGGGAUUGGCGCUAG
Messenger RNA from Rotaria socialis, 414 nucleotides. The record is from the annotation of a GenBank genome assembly. Lineage: Eukaryota; Metazoa; Rotifera; Eurotatoria; Philodinida; Philodinidae.